AUGCCGAGCGGACCUAGAUCACGAGGGUGCCAGACUUGUAAGGACCGCAAACUAAAAUGUGACGAAAACUGGCCAACGUGCACACGAUGCGCCGUUAUGAACUCGCCCUGCCCGGGGCCAACAUCGCUGGUCAAGUUUGUUACCAAGAAACCCCGUGGCGCGAGGGCAUCAAACGCCGGCGGCCAAUCUUCGACAGGAGAGCCUCGGCAGAAUACAUUCAAGAAGUCUCAUCGUCCCAUUUGGUUUCACAGCAUCUAUCAGUCGGAUUACCAGAAGCCCCGGCCCAACCCAACGACUCGCUAUGAUCACAUCGCCCUACGGCUGGUCAGUACCUUGGAGCGCGGCCCGCAGGGGAUCACUACGCUGAGCAUGAGCUAUUUGCCGGAGCUUCCGGCUCGUCUUUCGGAGAGCAAGUGCCUACGAGACUCGGUAGACUUGUUCUGCUCCGCCUUGAUUGAUUUCCGGAACCAUAAGCCCGAAGGAGAGCUGCACGUACUGGCCCAAUAUGGCAAGGCGCUACGAAGUUUGCGAAUGGCACUUCUUUCAAAUGAAGCUGUCAAGCCGGAAACGAUGGCGGCAAUGGCGCUGAUAGAACGCAUGGAACGAUUGUUCAGACGAGGCACCCCGUCUAAUGUGCACACCAAAGGCAUCUUACAAGUGGUUAAGAUGAAGGGACCACCCAAGCUAAAGGACCACCUGGAUGUCGCGGUGGCGAAUGAGCUGUAUGGCAUACUGUUGAACGACUGGUCCCUGAGAGACAGUUGCAGCUUUUUCAAUGAGCCCAGUUGGCAGGUGGCAAUAGACCAAGGUAUAGAGCAGUUCAUGAGCGAGGUGGACAUGGGGCCGUUCUCAAAACACGAUACAUUCGAGUUCGUCGAAUGUAGUAAGCAACUGCAUGCUUUCAUGCUCGAGUUCAACCAGCUCAGCAAUCAGAGCCACACGACCGAAACAAAGCUAGGCAUCGAGUCUUUGUGUCGCAGGGUAUCCGAAGUAGAAGUUGCGCUUGCGAGAAUCGUAGCGGCAGCAAAAAACAGCACUUUGAAACAAGGCGCCAUGGUCGAGAAACCGGACCCGGAAUCACCCUUGGGGACGAAGUACGAAUUCAGAUCUCCGAAUUAUGGCAUGGUAUAUCUAGGGGCCAUAUCGGCUCAAAUCGGCCUUCUUCGCAUACUCUAUGACUCUGCCGUGAUCGUUGGAACUUCAGACGCUGGAACAGCUGAUCAACGUCUGCGAGAGCGUUGUCGCGAGAGCUGGAAAUGUCUCCCUUACGUCCUAUCUUUGGAGUCUAUCGUGGCAGAGAAUUUUAUGGGCCCACUUUACGUUAGCUAUGAGGCUGCCAACGAGGAGGAAGAGGAGUAUCUGUUGGACGCGGUGGAAUACAUAGAUCGUUAUGUGAAGCGAUUUCCAUCUGAUAGGAGCCAAAUACGUCAGAUCAUGGUUGAGACUGCGAAGUUGAUGACGGGGCGCGCAUCUCAGCCAAAUUUAGGAUAA
Molecule: messenger RNA, 1491 nt
Organism: Clonostachys rhizophaga
Lineage: Eukaryota; Fungi; Ascomycota; Sordariomycetes; Hypocreales; Bionectriaceae
Source: the annotation of a GenBank genome assembly